Molecule: messenger RNA, 900 nt
Organism: Peniophora sp. CBMAI 1063
Lineage: Eukaryota; Fungi; Basidiomycota; Agaricomycetes; Russulales; Peniophoraceae
Source: the annotation of a GenBank genome assembly
AUGCUCCCUGAUUACCAGACACCGUAUGCUCGAGAUCACCCUACCUGGCAAGUGAUCCGACUUGACGUCCACAGGCUCUUCAAUCGUAGACGUGCAUCUUCGUACUCUACUCCUGCGACGAACCCAUCUACGAUGCUCGAUAACACGCCAACUACGGCCGCUACAUCACCGAUCGCAUAUAUCGCUUCUACUCCUCUCGAAGAGUCAUCUUCACCACAAUCAUGCCAAUCUGAGUCUGCGUCGCUCACAACGUCGGAACCUCCCGUCCUUACGAUCACCAAUGUCUCAACACCGGCUCUGACCCUUCUAAAACCAAACAGACCGCAAGCGCCCACGGAUGACCCUGCGUCGAGUGUGACCCAGCUCGCGCGAAAGGCCCACCCGAAGGUCUCACGCUUGCAACACAACAUCAAAGGGACCAGAAGGCAAUCCGAGCAGUUCUCAUCUGGUUCUGUCAGUGCGCCGGCGCAUGUGCUAUCGUUCCCAGCCCUUCCCUCGACGCCAACCCCGUCCGCUUUCGUGUCAAGGACGCACACCUCCUCAUCCCGUCCGCGUCCGGAGAAGUCAUCCUCGCAUGCCCUCGCGGCGAAGUCAACAACUCGCUCUGCCAAAGAGAACAUCUCGAUGGUCGAGAAGCCCGGCGAAGCGAUCUCUGCGCGUGCGGAUUCGGUCAAGGCAGCAAGAGACCGGAUCAUCGCCUCGGCUGCUUCAGGGAACAAAGGUCGGGCAACGCGCGGCGAAUCCAAUCGUGCGGAACUCAUCGGCUUGCAUGAGCGAUCCACUGGUCUACCAGACCUCGUGAGGCGCGCUUCGUUUGGAGUAGCCGGAUACGGCAUCGAGGAAAGCCAGCCUGCUCCCCGCGAAGACGCGCGCCCGGUCCCGAGCGAACGAAGGUUGUAG